AAAGAGAGGUAUUGGUGCUAGGAACAAUGUCUUUGUCCAAAAUCCUAACGGAAGAUUUCCUAACAUGCAGCAUAUGCCAUGAAAAGUUCAAAGAGCCAAAGGUCCUCAGCUGUUCACAUACGUUUUGCCAGCAUUGCCUCCAAGACCAUUGGGACAGUAAUUUCCAAGGUCAGCUGCAGUUCCCUUGUCCUAUCUGUAGACGUCAGUGUGACCUCCCUGUGGGCGGUGUUAGCAGAUUACAAACAAAUCAUCUUGUGGUCAGCAUAUCACAUACACUUGCUCAAGUAGAACAAGCCAAAGCUACCAAGAAAUGCGAGUUAUGUUGUCUGAAAAAUGUCCCCAAUCCACCCACGGCAACAAAUCGUUGUUUGAACUGUGAGGAAAAUAUGUGUGGUGAUUGUUCUUCAGACCAUGUUCUUCAUAAGUUAAACCGUGACCACAAACUGUUUCCUGUCGACCAGUUAGGAAGCGACAAAUACGUGACAGAGCUGCAUGCCAGACAGAACGUCUUCUGUGACCACAAUAACAAGGAUCCAGUUGAAAUCUUCUGUCCAGUGUGUAAAAAGUACAUCUGCGCUACGUGUAUGUGUUUGGAACACAAGAAUCAUGAUUGCCUAAGAAUCAAAAAUGCUGCUGACAAACGCAAGGAAAAACUAGAACUCCUCGUUAGACACACUGAGAAGAAACGCCCACUCUACGGUCAUUUCAAGACCGCUGCUGAAGACCAGAAAACGUCAGUCGAAGAAGGAAGGAAGAAGGCAAAGAGUCAAGUUAACAAGCAGUUGGAGUUAGUCAUUAAGAUAGCCCAUCAACGUGCCGAGGAUCUUCUAGGAGAAAUAGAUGCAAAGUCGAAUGCAAAACUAGAGGUUUUAAACGCUUUAAUUGCAAAUGCUACCGCUGAGCAAAAUCAACUGGACGACGUUGUAGACUUCUCGAGAAAGCUCAUAAACCAUGGGAACGACAUGGAUGUCCUGCAAAUGGCCUCCGCCUGUGAGCAAAUCAGCGAGAGCAUUCACGCCAUCAAAAUUCCAACCCUGCCCGCAGCCAUGACCCAACUACAGCUUAUCACCAACGACAUGGAGGAGUGCGUUACCAAUAUCAACCGUUGCCUUGGAGACGUGGUUCCAGCUGUAAGUGGAAGAUUAGUGACAACAUUCAAAGUAGAACUGACCAAGUCUCCUGAAGAGAUGAUCACUCACGUGACCACUGAUACAAAUGGUGACAUCCUUAUUGGUAUUUGGUGUGAUGAGGACUUUUCACGGAAUAGAAUCCACAUCUACGAUGCCACCUUUGUCCUACAGGGCACAAUUCCAAACCCAAAAACAGCAGAAAAUGAGACAGGGGGCAACGUGAGAACAUUCCACAGUGAGUCACCAGAAGCAGUGGCGGUCAACAGCAAGGGUCACUAUGUGGUGGCCGGUCAUAAUACUCUGACUGUGCACCACAAGGAUGGCAAGGUCCUGCAGACGACACCAGACCCAGGGGGUAAAUGUGUCAAGCACAUCCACUGUAACGUGAAUGAUGACGUCAUCGUCACAGAUCCAGGAAAUGAUCACAUCCGUGUAUACGAUCCAACUCUCCAGUUUAAAUACAGGUAUGGUACCCAGGGUGAUGGUGACGCACAGGUGGACGGUCCACUCGGCACAUGCUCCUUGGAUAAUGGAGACAUAAUUCUGACAGACUUUAUCAACCAUCGUCUGCACCUGGUGUCACCAGAUGGGAAAUUCAAGCAGUUUAUUUUAAGCAAAGACAAUGGACUUUUCAAUCCGAGAGAUGUUACUAUAAACCAUCUUGGGAAACUGGUCGUUGCUGAAGAGGGAGGCCAGAUUAACUUUUUUGAAUUGAUAUUGGUCCCAGGAGAAAUGUCUCUGUCCAAGAUCCUAACGGAAGAUUUCCUAACGUGCAGCAUAUGCCUUGAAAAAUUUAAAGUCCCCAAGGCCCUCAGCUGUUCACAUACGUUUUGCCAGCAUUGUCUCCAAGACUAUUUGGACAGAAAUUUCCAAGGUCAGCCUUGCUUCCCUUGUCCUAUCUGUAGACGACAGUGUGACCUCCCUGGGGGCGGUGUUAGCAGAUUACAAACAAACCACCUUGUUGUCAGCAUAUCACAUACACUUGCUCAAGUAGAAAAAGCAAAGACUGUAAAGAAAUGCGAGGUAUGUUGUCUGAAGAAUGUCCUCAAUCCACCAACGGCAACAAAACGUUGUUUGAACUGUGAGGAAAAUAUGUGUGGGGAUUGUUCUUCAGACCAUGUUCUUCAUAAGUUAAACCGUGACCACAAACUCUUUCCUGUGGACCAAUUAGGAAGCGACGAAUACGUAGCAGAGCUGCGUGCCCGACAAAACGUCCUAUGUGACCACAACAACGAGGACCCCGUAGAAAUAUUCUGUCCAGUGUGUAAAAAGUACAUCUGCCCCACGUGUAGUUUUUUGGAACACCAAGGCCAUAAUUGCCUUCGAAUCAAUGCUGCUGCCGACAAACGCAAGGAAAAACUAGAACUCCUCGUUAGGCCCAUUGAGAAGAAAAGUCUACUCUACGAUCAGUUCAAGACCGCCGCUGAAGACCAGAAAAAGUCGGUUGAAGAAGGAAGAAAGAAGGCAAAGAGUUAA
This is a messenger RNA of Lingula anatina, 2606 nucleotides long. RefSeq names its product E3 ubiquitin-protein ligase TRIM56-like. Gene Ontology annotation, molecular function: zinc ion binding. The record is from RefSeq and is a predicted model, not a curated record. Lineage: Eukaryota; Metazoa; Brachiopoda; Lingulata; Lingulida; Lingulidae.